AUGAGUUCAUCUAUUGUGCCUAUGUUACGUACAGGAUUUGUGAGGCCACUUGUGAGACCUUUCUCCAGUUCGAGUGUCAUUGGAAGUGCUAAAUCAGUCAAGUUCUUGAAAGCUCAAAGAAGAAAACAGCUGAACGAAGCUAAGCAGAAUAAGAUCAAAAACUCAUUGGACGAUGUGGAUCCAGUGCUUGGACGUCCAAAUACACCAUUUAUAGACCGUGUGAUGGCAGAACUCCAAGAACCAAACGUUUUGAUUCCAGGGUACGAGCAUGGAGAAGUGGAAAAGCUAUUGGUAUCCGUUGAAGAGACCAAGAAGAAGCAAGCUAGUUUGACAGGGUUAGAUUCCUUGCUUGAGGAACAGUCUAUCAAAAAUCUAAGGAACAAGCAUGAGGCCGUGCUUCGUAUUAUCAAUAUGAAGAACGCUAGUAACGCAGAUGCCUUGAAGAUGGCUGUCAGAUUGGCAAGAGAAGAAUUCCAAAGAUUCCCCGGGGAUACAGGUUCGAGCGAAGUACAGGCUGCUGUCAUGACCGUCAGAAUUCAUAACUUGGCUAAACAUGUAAAGGAGAAUAAGAAAGAUUUUAAGAACAUUAGAGCGUUGAGAAUUUUGGUACAACAAAGACAAAGUAUCUUGAGAUAUUUGAAGAAAGAUCAGCCUGAAAGAUAUUUCUGGACCAUUCAAAAGUUGGGUCUAACGGAUAAUGCAGCUAUGUCUGAAUUCAAUAUGGAUAGACGUUAUAUGCAAGAUUAUAAAUUCUUCGGUGAUGUUAUUUUGAUUAAGGAUUCGAAUAAGGUUGCCGAUGCUAAGCGUAAGGCUGCUCGUAAGGAAAAAAUGUUCAGUUCCGAGCAAUAG
Kluyveromyces lactis is the source of this 849-nucleotide messenger RNA. RefSeq names its product mitochondrial 37S ribosomal protein uS15m (gene MRPS28). Gene Ontology annotation, biological process: translation. Bases 1 to 849 code for a protein of 282 amino acids. Gene Ontology annotation, cellular component: ribosome. The record is from RefSeq and is a predicted model, not a curated record. Lineage: Eukaryota; Fungi; Ascomycota; Saccharomycetes; Saccharomycetales; Saccharomycetaceae. The transcript has a single exon. Gene Ontology annotation, molecular function: structural constituent of ribosome.